GUGGUGGUACCCACAGGAGACCCACAUCACCGCCUCCCCAACAUCCACCUCUUUUACUUCAGCUACAAUGUCUGCGAAACUACUAUCUGUGAACAACACCGUCUUCAAAUGCUUGAAAACUCUUUCGGCACGAGGGUUUAGCAGUGGAGCUGCUUCCCUCGGUUCAGUUAAUUUAAAGGGUCGCAGCUGUCUCUCUCUGAAAGACUUCAGCUCAGAUGAAAUCAAGAGGCUGUUGUGGGUGUCAGGGGAUCUGAAACAUCGGAUCAAGCACGAAAAACAGUAUCUUCCUCUGCUGCAAGGAAAGUCGAUUGCAAUGAUAUUUGAGAAGAGGAGCACCAGAACAAGAAUGUCCACAGAAACAGGUUUUGCUCUGCUGGGUGGGCACCCCUGUUUCCUCACUUCUCAGGACAUCCACCUUGGAGUGAAUGAGAGUAGCACGGACACAGCCAGGGUUCUCUCAGGGCUCUGCGAUAUUGUCUUGGCACGAGUGUACAGCCACUCCACGCUGGAGGAGCUGGAUAAAGAGGCCACCAUCCCCAUCAUUAACGGCCUGUCGGACCUCUACCACCCAAUCCAGAUUCUGGCUGACUUCCUCACCUUACAGGAGCAUUACGGGUCCCUUAAUGGACUAACAGUGAGCUGGAUUGGAGAUGGGAACAACGUCCUCCACUCCUUCAUGAUGACUGCAGCUAAAUUGGGAGUUCAUCUUAAGAUUGCUACACCAAAGGGGUAUGAGCCAGAAAGGAGUGUUAUUCAAGAGGCACAGAGACUCUCCAAAGAACAUGGGACCCAGCUUGUUCUGACCUCUGACCCGAUGGAGGCCGCCCACGGCAGCAAUGUUUUGGUCACUGACACCUGGGUGAGCAUGGGACAGGAGGAGGAGAAGAAAAAGAGGAUGAAAGACUUUAAAGGUUACCAGAUUACAAUGCAGACAGGAAGUGUUGCCAAACCAGACUGGACCUUCCUGCAUUGUCUGCCCCGCAAAAUGGAGGAGGUGGAUGACCAGGUGUUCUACUCAUCCCGCUCCCUCGUCUUCUCCGAGGCAGAGAAUAGAAAGUGGACAAUCAUGGGUCUGAUGGUGUCUCUUCUGACUGACUACACUCCACAGAUCCCCAUGCUCAAGUUUUAACUUUACCAUAAAGGUGGAGUUUUACUUGCUCAUCAUGAAGUAUGACAGUCUUAUUGCAUGUGCCUCUGCAUCGGUCAAUGUCUGAUUUCACCCACUGAUAGCACCAUCACAACACUCGAUGUUCAAUUCUAAGCCAAAAAUGUAUGUUUACAUUCUACCUUUACUGGUAUAGAGAACGAGGAUUGUUGCGAGCCUAAGUUUUACAGACCUGUUCCUGAAAAGGAAAAGAUUACCGCUCCUUUCUUCAACUCGUUUAACAUUUUACAUUCUUGCAGUAUCCACAUGGUGUUUACGUAGCCGCUGCCCCGACAUGUUGUUGUAAUAUUUUUUUGAGGGAACGUAUAUCAGUCGCUGUGCAUAAGCCCAUUAAAUGAACAACUAUAUACAUUUGUCCUUACUGCCAAAAAGAUACCAUGAUAUAACCACAACGUCUCCGGUUUGUUGCAUGUCAAAACCUUCUCUCUUCCAUCCAUGUCACUUCUCUGUUUCUACUGUAUACUAUCUACUAAAAGCUAAAUGGCAGAAACAUACUCUUGAAAAAGGCAUUGUGUGGCAUAACAAUUGUCAGUGCAGAUUGGUUUUAAAAGGCAAUAUAGUAGUACCAUGCAAUGUGGUUAAAAAUCUAGUAAAUGGACAAAAACACAGGUGUUGUAGAAGCAGGUGAACAUUGUGUUGUACUACUCAACCCUCAUGGUUCAAUGUGAUUUUGAUAUCCUUUUCUCAAAGUCUGAAUGUACACAAAUGUGCCUUUUACAUCAUGCUCUUCACUUUUAUAAAGACCGCUCUGAGUGUUGUGUGAUGCACUGAUGAUGAAACCGAGAGGGUCAAAUCCUUGUUCACAAACUAUAAAUAUAGUCAUUACACUUUAUUCAUAAUGUUAGUCCACAGUCUACAAUAGUUUUUGUUACUGUGGAGGCUCAACAGUGUUUUAAAUCCAGGCUUUAUAUAAUCAUAUUCAGUAUGGUCCUCUGAAAAGUACACUUACAGGUAGUUACUGGUACUUACAGAAUCAGUUUAAAGUUUAAUUUAAUUCUUUUGAGAAAAACAAACCGAAAAAAGAAAUACUUCGACCCUACUAAAUAUCGGAGGUAAUUAUUGUACUUUUUACUCAACUACAUUUGUUUGACGCUUAUAGUUACUGUUUACAUUUAAAAAUAUACUAUAUGAAACAUUACUAUACUAGUUAUCUACACAAUAUCGAAAUCAUGUAGAAUUGACAAACUAAAUGAUGCUCUUACAUGUAUUCGUUAGUGAUGAAAACAAUAUAUUAUUCAAAAAAUAUAUAACAUUGUGAAAGGAGCCAUUUUGCUCAUUAAUUAAUGUGAUACUUUUAAGUACAUUUUGCUGAUAAUACUUAUGUACUUUUACUUGAGUAACGUUUAGAAUUUAGGGACUUUUAAUAGUAGUGGAUUCAUUAGACACUGGUAUUUCUAAUUAUACUUAUAGGUAAAAUAUCUGAAUAUUUCUUCCACCACUGCUAGCAGGAUGUUGUUUAUCAUAAUUCAGUUUUUCUGUUUGGCAUAUUUUUUAACAAACAUAUUCCUGUUGACAUAUUGAUUACUUUGGUGACAUUUUCUCACAUCUUUUAUUUUUAGCACUUUAGACUAGAAGUCUCGUUGUUGCAGGGACCCCCUUUGGAGCAGAGUUUGGGAUUGGGAUGUUUACUUCCACAUGGAUAUUACUAGUUUUACUCACCACCUGUCGGCUCGGCCGCAUGGUUUAAGGCAGUGAUUCUUAACCAUGGGGCUGCGGCCCACGA
Anarrhichthys ocellatus (wolf-eel) is the source of this 2888-nucleotide messenger RNA. RefSeq names its product ornithine transcarbamylase (gene otc). Gene Ontology annotation, molecular function: ornithine carbamoyltransferase activity; amino acid binding. The record is from RefSeq and is a predicted model, not a curated record. NCBI's taxonomy places the organism in Eukaryota, Metazoa, Chordata, Actinopteri, Perciformes, Anarhichadidae. The transcript is spliced from 11 exons. Gene Ontology annotation, biological process: L-citrulline biosynthetic process. Bases 68 to 1129 code for a protein of 353 amino acids. Gene Ontology annotation, cellular component: mitochondrion.